CGCCACUACGUCGGCUUGUCACUCGCGAGUGCGUUGCCGGUGCGGCAACAUCGAGCGUAUCCUCGUUCGGAGCUCGACUGAUCGCGCUUACGAUUCCAGGUUUCUUUCACUCGGGGAAAUCGCCUGGAACCAUCACGAACGUCUCACGAAGAACGCGUGAACAGAAAUAAUCGGUUUUUAUAUUUCUUUCGGGAAUCCCAGGUACAGAGUGAUAAAGAGUGGUAGGGAACAAAUAAGUGACCGUAAUUUUCUCAUCCAUUAACGAAAAAGUGCACGUGACAGUCGCAUCGUCAGGGGGAAUAUGCUUUAAGAGCAUCCCUGUCGUCGUGUCGUUUCUUGACUGUCGGUAAUCGCGAAUCAGAGGAUUUUCCAAGAGGAUGGCGAACGAGACGUUGACGCGCGAGGUGGACGCGCAUAUAGUCACUAUAUUGUCGAGACUGUCGGCCCUUCGGGAGAACAAUAGCGACGUAUCCGACAGGAAGGCGCCCAUGUCCAUCGAGGCACGCAGUUUGGAGCUCUGGCGAGCGGUGGCCGUCGAGUGCUUGGCCACUUUUCUCUUCAGCCUUGUGGUGGCCGGCGCGGCCGCCUCUUCCGUAGUAUCCGGAACCGGCCUCUCGGCAUUAGCCACCGCUAUAGCUUCCGGUUUCGCCAUCGCCGCGAUCUCCCUCAUUUUCAGCCACAUAAGCGGUGGACACGUGAAUCCAGCGGUCUCGGUAUCGUUCGCUUUGUGCAGACGGAUUUCCCCACUUCGCGCGGUGCUGUACGUCGCGGCACAAUGCGGUGGCGGCAUAGCUGGGGCGGCGAUGCUUUAUGGUGUAAGUACACCUUCGAAUGCGCAGAGCUUGACAUCCCUCGGUCGGCUAGGGGGUCCAAUCGAAAGACUUUUAGUCGAGGUAGCACUUUCGGUGUUUAUUGUGCUAGCCCAUUUCUCUGUGGAUUCAUCUAGAUCACUGCCACCCAUGAUUUCUUCGAAGGCUUCUGCAGUUUUGGCUGCAGCUUAUACAGCGUCUACUCUCGUUUUCAGUCCUUUUCUAAACCCAGCGCGCGCGCUGGGUCCGGCCUUCGUCAUGAAUCGCUGGGACAAUCACUGGGUAUACUGGGUAGGUCCGCUAUCGGGAGGAGCUGUGGCGACUCUUCUGCAUGAAUAUGUCCUGAGUCCUAAACGCAUGAAGGACUCGCGCGAAAUGGACGACGGCGAUAACUCCUCUAUGAGAUCCGACGAGGAUACGUACGACGACCUGGACAAACCGAACGGGCCCAAGUUCCCCGGUGCCUACGCGACUUAUCGCCCGGUCGCCGGUGCGUCCUCGUCGAUCUACAGCGCACCACCGUCCGCGUUAGAGCGCGUCGAGUCGAUCUAUGGUGGUACCAAGUCGCUCUAUUGCAAAUCUCCCCCAUUGACGCGCGCCAAUCUGAACCGUUCGCAGAGCGUCUACGCCAAGUCGACGUCGGGACCACGGGACGGUCUGAUGAUCCCGAAGCCGGGCCCGCUGGUGCCGGCGCAGAGCCUGUACCCCAUCAGGCUGAAUCAGAACGGUUGUCAAAACGGUAACCGUGAGAAUCAGCCUGGACCUGGCGGUCCGCCGAACCAGUCGUUGCAGAAUCACAACAGUACCAAUCAGAACAUGCAGAAUCAGCUGCAGCAGUGCACCCAGAGCAUCUACGGCAUCCGCGGGAUCUCCACGAGUCUCAGUACCCGGGAGAACGGUAUCUAUGGGGUGUCCACCGGAUCCAGCAUCUACGGUCGCGCCCCGGCACCACCGCCGAGCAGCCAAAAUUCUCAGCAAUCCGGUCAGAGCGGUCAAUCCUCAAUACAGAACCAUCCGCCACCGCAGUCGCCGUCGCAGCAGCAGCAGCAGCAACAGCAACAGCAGCAGCAGCAGCAGCAGCAGCAGCAGCAGCAGCAGCAACAUCAGAACGGACCGUUGUCGAGCAAUUCGGACAAUGGGGCGAAUUCCAGGCGGCCCGAAAGCAUGUACGGCCACGUGUCGAGACGCAGCGAUGAUUCCGCGUAUGGCAGCUACCAGAGCUCUUCGCGAGGAAAUUAUGCCAAGGUGCCUGGACCCCCGGGCCCGCCAAAUGGACCUCCGCAGUAUCGCGACCAGGGUAGACCGAGCCCAGCCGGGCCGCUUCAACAAAGUCAAAGCGCACAGAGUAACUUCCAAAGAAACUCGCCGAAUCCUCAGUAUUGACUUUAAGAAGAAAAUCGAUGGACGGAGCACUCCACGCAUUCGUGCGAUCAGCGCGUCAGUCUUUGACUCUGCAUGUUGACGGAAGGAACAACUUCUCGGUGAAUAUUCUAAGAACCUUGUAGACUAGUAAGAAAUUUUCUUCACACCAAAUACGAAUAGAAUUCGUCCUAAUACAUAAAAAAAUAUUCAGGAUGUAAAACUCCUGUGAGAUUUCAAUUUUGUGUUUUGUUUGAAUUUUACUUCGUUGGAAUGUGAAACGUGGAAAUAAUAUUGGACCAAUACUAUUAUUAGUAUUAUGUAGUAUCAAUAAAUCUUGAAACUUGUAAAUAUGUAUAACGUAUAUUUAUCGGGCGUUACUGUAUGUAACGCGUUGAAGAAGAGCCGUGCGAUUUGAUCGAGGAAUUUUGUUAUCGAUAUUUUGUAAUAUUAGAAUUUUUGUAGGGAUGUAAAUUUCGUAUAACAUAAGUGAGCAAAAUGUAGAAGAAACAAAAUCCAAAAAUAUGAUUAAAAUAAUAAAGGUAAAAGUAUCGUUCGUAAGUUCAGUACAAUAAUAUAAAGAUUUUUUUUACAUCAAAAAUGAAUCGAUCUUUGAGGCGGCUUGCGCACAGUUGCGCCUAUAUAUGUAAAUAUAAAUAUAAAUAUUUUAAUUUAAUUUAAUUUAAUCAUAUUAAUUCUAUCGAUCCAGUUGAUUGUCAUGCCAAAUUCUUGCGAGGAAGCGAUGCACUAACUUUUCAAUUGUUACAAGUUUCUAUUCUUCCUCGAAUAAAAAAAUCAUUUUCAAACAUUCGAUGGAUUAUCGAUUUCAUUAUAAUUACAAAUUAAUACAAUAAAACUUGAAAUAGAUUCACAUGUUCGAUCAAUUUGAAUGAAAAUAAGGAAAAUUAUAAUAGAGAGUAAUUUGAGUGCCAAUUAAAUAAAUAUUAAA
Pogonomyrmex barbatus (red harvester ant) is the source of this 3117-nucleotide messenger RNA. RefSeq names its product MIP channel family protein big brain (gene bib). Gene Ontology annotation, biological process: transmembrane transport; water transport. The record is from RefSeq and is a predicted model, not a curated record. Gene Ontology annotation, molecular function: water channel activity. Gene Ontology annotation, cellular component: plasma membrane. Lineage: Eukaryota; Metazoa; Arthropoda; Insecta; Hymenoptera; Formicidae.